AUGUCCGACCUCGCCAAGUCCUUCGCCGCAACCAAAUUUGUUCCUCCUCCACCAGCUUCAGCACUUUCAGAAGAUCCUGAAAGCCACUAUGUCUCUGACUCCUCGUCCGCAUCAUCCAUGUCCUCGACCGGCACAUUACGCCCUACCACAGGACAAACACCUUCUGGUCCAUCCAUCACCUGGAAUGACUACUUUACACAAGAGCUCUAUCUCGAACACAUUUUCGAUAAUAAAUCUCGUGCCAAAUAUCAUGUAUACGUAACACCUCCGGAUACCAUUAAAGCUCCUCUCUUCGUUCUUCACCAUGGAGCAGGGAGCUCUGGUAUGAGCCUAGCCUUAUUUGCUAGAGAACUGAAGAUGCUUCUCCCAGAUGCAGGUAUCAUAUCCCUUGAGGCGCGUGAGCACGGCAGUGUGGUGUACGACGCGGAGGGCAACGUCAACAGCGAUCUUUCCAUCGACGUGCUGAGCUCCGAUAUGGUUAGCAUGCUAAAGCUCACUUCAGCAAAGCUCGGCUGGCCAGAACUCCCUACAAUGUUACUUGUAGGCCACUCGCUAGGAGGUGCGGUGGUUACAGAAACUGCAAAGUCUGGCGUAUUAGGCGAUAGAGUUCUUGGAUACGCUGUACUCGACGUCGUUGAGGGUUCGGCAAUGGAUGCUCUGAAAAGCAUGCAGUCUUAUCUAUCUGCGCGGCCAAAAUCAUUCCCUACAGUAGACGCGGCCAUAGAUUGGCACAUCAGGUCACGCACUCUACGGAAUCUCGCGUCGGCAAGAGCAUCAGUCCCGCCUUUAUUGAUGAUGAUUCCGUCGGGGGUUUGGGUGUGGAAGACUGACCUUUCACGUACAGAGGCAUAUUGGGAGAACUGGUUCUCAGGCAUGAGUAGCAAGUUUUUAACAGCAAAGGGGGCAAAGCUCCUGAUGCUGGCUGGUACUGACAGAUUAGACAGGGAGCUGAUGAUUGGGCAGAUGCAAGGAAAGUUUCAAUUAUACGUCUUCCCAACGGCAGGCCAUUUCUUGCAAGAGGAUCUGCCUGAGAAAACUGCUGAAGCCAUUGCAGAAUUUUUUCGACGGAAUGAUAGAAAUACCCUGGUGUUGCCACCUAAAGUCUCAGACUUGAUUGCGCAGGGCAAGAAGGUAUGA
Messenger RNA from Pseudovirgaria hyperparasitica, 1137 nucleotides. Its product is annotated as protein phosphatase methylesteras-like protein 1. Gene Ontology annotation, biological process: protein demethylation. The record is from RefSeq and is a predicted model, not a curated record. NCBI's taxonomy places the organism in Eukaryota, Fungi, Ascomycota, Dothideomycetes, Acrospermales, Acrospermaceae. The transcript has 2 exons. Gene Ontology annotation, molecular function: protein methylesterase activity. Bases 1 to 1137 code for a protein of 378 amino acids.